AUGCAGUUCCUCAAUUUUCACUCCCUUGCCGUCGCCGUUCUGGCCGUUUCUGCCGUCGGCGCAAGCCCUACUUCAGAGCAUCAGAACUCUAAGCGCAAUGAUGGGGAGUGCAACGGAACUUCGUGCAACCUCAAUCCUGGCGGACUUAUCCCGUCAAACUAUGAAUGCACUAUUGGAUCCUGCGUUGGCUCAGGCGGUGGUGAUGGUGCAUUCUGCAAAUCCGUCGGCACGACCAACGACAUCCUGUGCCCUGUGAACUGUGGCGAUCGGUGCCCUCAGUGA
Diaporthe amygdali is the source of this 282-nucleotide messenger RNA. RefSeq lists its product as uncharacterized. Bases 1 to 282 code for a protein of 93 amino acids. NCBI's taxonomy places the organism in Eukaryota, Fungi, Ascomycota, Sordariomycetes, Diaporthales, Diaporthaceae. The transcript is spliced from 3 exons. The record is from RefSeq and is a predicted model, not a curated record.